Molecule: messenger RNA, 1463 nt
Organism: Frankliniella occidentalis (western flower thrips)
Lineage: Eukaryota; Metazoa; Arthropoda; Insecta; Thysanoptera; Thripidae
Gene: eIF3i
Product: eukaryotic translation initiation factor 3 subunit I
Exons: 6
Coding region: 159-1139 (326 amino acids)
Biological process (GO): cytoplasmic translational initiation
Cellular component (GO): cytoplasm; eukaryotic translation initiation factor 3 complex, eIF3m
Molecular function (GO): translation initiation factor activity; RNA binding; protein binding
Source: RefSeq, a predicted model, not a curated record
GUGCUGCGAUCUCGCGGAAUCUCUUCAAGGCUUGGCAUAACACAUGUCGGUGCGCUGUCCGUGACGUCUUUGACUUCUGGACAAUUUGGAAGAAUUUGUCAAGUUCCUUCGGGUGCUCCAUGUGUAUUUAACAACGGCCUAUAAAACAAACUUCAAAUAUGAAACCUUUAAUGCUUCAAGGCCACGAGAGGGCCAUCACUCAAAUCAAGUACAACCGAGAUGGAGACCUUCUAUUUUCAUCAGCCAAGGAUAAUGCUCCCAAUGUUUGGUUUUCUCUCAAUGGCGAGCGGUUGGGCUCCUAUCUAGGACAUCAGGGAGUCGUCUGGUGCUUAGAUGUUAACUGGGAAACAACCAGAUUUCUGACCGGAGCUGGUGACAACUCAAUGCGUCUGUGGGAUGUGAGCAAUGGUAAGGAAAUUGGCAAGGUAACAACUGGUUCAUCUGUGAGAACAUGUGCAUUCAGUUACUCAGCAAACACUGCUGUAAUGUCCACUGACAAACAAAUGAAAUUUAAUUGUGAAAUUUACAUCAUUGAUGUAAGAAAUGCUGAUGCUUCACUUGAGCACCAAGAUCCCAUUAUGAGGAUACCUGUUGAUGGACCAAAAGUUACCUCAAUCUUGUGGGGACCUUUGGAUGAAACUGUAAUCUCGGGCCAUGAAAAUGGAAAAAUCACUAUGUGGGAUCUGAAGAUGGGAAAGGAAGUUCAUUCUGUGAUGGAUCACUCUGGCUCCAUCAAUGACCUGCAGUUCAGUAAAGAUGGCACACAAUUCAUUUCUGCCUCCAAGGAUUGCACAGCCAAGUUAUUUGACACAGAUACCCUUGAAUUACUUAAGACGUACAAAACUGAGCGACCUGUCAAUAGUGCUGCACUUUCCCCUAUUAUGGACCAUGUUGUGUUGGGUGGUGGUCAAGAAGCUAUGGAAGUCACAACAACAUCAACCCGCGUCGGAAAGUUCGAUGCUCGGUUCUUCCAUUUAGUAUUUGAAGAGGAGUUUGGACGUGUCAAGGGUCACUUUGGACCCAUUAAUUCGUUAGCAUUUCACCCUGAUGGAAAGAGUUACGCCAGUGGAGGAGAGGAUGGUUUCACCAGAGUUCAUACCUUUGAUCCUUCAUAUUAUGAGUACCAAUUUGAUUUUUAACUCAAUUUUCAUUUUGCUGAUUUGGGGAAGGGGAUUUCGCUCCACGUGCCGUCAUUAGAAGUAUUUGUUCAAUAAACUUGUCACCGUCAAACUACUUUUUACAAAUGUAUUCUCUGAACUUAUUCAGAAGCAAUCAAUUGCUUCAUACAAUAUACAGAUCAUGAAAUAUGUGCUAGGCUGUAAAGCAGUUGUCUGAAAGAAAAGCAACAACAAAGGUGCAACGUGCUACACCCUAGUGUUCAAAUUACAUUGAUUUACUGUUUUUCCGAUACUGUUAGGUAGGAUUUAUAUAUAUAGAUAAAAAAAAUAAAAUGAAUAAAACUA